Messenger RNA from Meloidogyne enterolobii, 1376 nucleotides. NCBI's taxonomy places the organism in Eukaryota, Metazoa, Nematoda, Chromadorea, Rhabditida, Meloidogynidae. The record is from the annotation of a GenBank genome assembly.
AAAUGGAACAACAACAACAAAAUGGAACAACCAAAAACAUUAUUGCCCCUCAUUAUUAUGCUUAUGCUGCUUCCUCUAGCAAACCAAUUAUUUCGUCUCCAGCAACUUCAUUGUCACGGCAUUUGCACCUUCACUCUCUACCUUCUUGUCCUUCAUCACCAAGAAGUAUAGUUUCAAAAAUUAAUGAGAAUGAGAAAAGGAAACAUUUAAAAGCUCUAAACAAUAAAAACACAAAAAUCCAAGAGGAAAAUAUUAAAGAAAACGGAAAGAAUGGAAUUAAAUGUAAUAAUACCUCCAAAAAUAUAAAAGUUCCAAAAAAUGCGAAAGAAAACCACGAGAUUAAAGAAGCUGCAAAUUUUGUUGAGGACGAUAAUGAAGAUAUUGCUUAUUUAAAUAUACCUUUAAUUUGGCCCAUUGCUGGAUUCUCUGCAUUUUCUUUUAUAUUUUUUGUUGCGGCAUUUGCAUUUAUGGAAUUAAUAGAACAUUUGUCUUUUGAACGGUUUGCGCUAAACCAAUUAUUAUAUACUUAUGGAAAAACGCUUGGAUUUUGCAAUAACACAAUUCCAUAUGAAAGGGGAAUGUGGCCAUCAUUUUUAAGACAAGUAGAAUUGAAGGUUUUAAGCAAUGUGUGUUUCAGAGUUUCUGUUUGUGUCCCUAUGGCUGUGAGAAUUUUUGUUUCUUUUAUUAUUAGAAAUUCAUAUCGAGAUUAUCAACUAGUACUCAGCAAUCCUCUCAUGCAAUGGAUGAAUGAACUUAGUGCCCCUAUUGCUAUAGUUGAAGUUUUUAGUUUGGGACUAUUUUCAAUUAUUACAAUUCGUUUUGAUUAUCCAUAUUUGCACGAAUCAAUGUUUGGAACUUUCAUUUUUUCUUCAACUAUGCAUAUGUUUAUUCGGACAAUUCUUACUUUUUGUAAAGAUCAUUUGGAACAAAUAGAUUUAUGUGCUGGUACAGGCCGUUUACUUUGUUGUCUGUUGUAUGCUUGGACUAGUUCGCAGUUAUUUCAGACACAUCAAAUGUUUAUUCAUAUGCCUGGCUGUCAUGGAUAUGUUCGCCCUAGCGAAGCUAUAACUGAAUAUAUUGCAAUAUUUUCCUAUGGAUUUUUCUCACUUUUACAACUUGUGGAUAUUCGUAAUGUUCGCUUUAUUUGUUAUCCACGUACUUGUUCUGGUGAAUGUGAACCUCUAAAAGCUGAAAAUUUUAAUGCCCCGGGAGGAAAAUAUCAAUAUUGUCGAGCCUUUGAAUGGGUUCAAACAAAGGAUUUGAGGGAAAAUGAAGAAGAAAAUAUUAUUAAAAAUGGAAAGAAUUUUAAGAAUGGUGAAAUUAAAAAACAAUCUUCCCCAAUUAAAGUUUGUAAAAAUGGGAAAAAUACUAUUUAA